This is a messenger RNA of Conger conger (European conger), 3756 nucleotides long. RefSeq lists its product as uncharacterized. The record is from RefSeq and is a predicted model, not a curated record. The transcript is spliced from 13 exons. Gene Ontology annotation, cellular component: nuclear envelope; meiotic nuclear membrane microtubule tethering complex; membrane. Lineage: Eukaryota; Metazoa; Chordata; Actinopteri; Anguilliformes; Congridae. Bases 341 to 2209 code for a protein of 622 amino acids.
UCGAGUUACCUGUUACCUCGAAACUCAGGCGUGCUCCCGGCGAGAGACUUGUUUACCUGAGCGAGAACGGAGAGCUCUAUAUGCUACUAGCCCUACUAGUUCAUCGUCUUUGCGUCUCAUUUCCCCUUUCGCUCAAUAUAGGCCUUGGGUACUUAAUAAUAAGCCUAUACUUUUCCCUUAAAUGGAUUGACCGUACAUGUUGUUUCGUGUUGCAGAAAGGAAGAGUUAAAAAGAACGAAACUUGACGCGAAGACGAACGUAAAAGUGGACCUCCAUGAUGCCGGCAUCCAUCUGAGUGUCCAUGUGAACUGGCUGGGUCUGUACCCCAGGAGGGAAUGGGAUGUGCGAUGAGGAGGUAACACAGGGCCCAAAGACCCAGGUUGGGAUGGACACGUACCUGGAAUCCGCCACCUGGCACUACACAGAGUGCCGUCUUCCCAAUUCGCCAUAUAUCCGCGAGGACCUUGGUGACUGGCUGUCAGUGGGACCCUUGAGCCAAAAUGGCGGCACGUCUGUGGAUAGACGUAUCCAGCUGGAGGAACUGCAGACACUGUGGCAGAAAUUCAUGACGUCGCACUCCCAUUUCCAUGACUGGCUGCAGCUGGCGGAGAAGUCGACCACUUCUCCAAACUCCUCCCAUGUCUGCUAUGUUACUGCCAAGCAGGAGCUAAAGAAGUUUGAGACCCUGCGGUCCGAGAGCAGAGCCCGCCUGGCGCAGCUGGACGGCCUGACGCAGCAGCAGCGGGUCCUGACCCAGCGCAUUGGGGGCCCGGUGGGCAGGAGGCUGGCGGGUAUGGUGAGGGACUGCAGCCAGCGCUGGGACCUGGUCAGCGAGGCGGUGGACAGCAUCUGCCUUCGGCUCAAGCUCUCUGUGUCCCAGCGGGAGGAAUUUGAAAACCAGCGGGAGGAGAUGGCAAUCUGGUUGGCGGACAUGAAUCUGCGGCUUACGGAGGUGGAGCAUUUCUCUGGGAAAGACAACCAGGAGAAGAUGCGGCAGCUGCAGAACUUCCAGGACGCGGUGGGGGAGAACACGGUGCGUCUGAACAAUCUCCUGGAGCAGGGCGAGGCCCUCAUUGAGGGGAGCGAACCAGCCGACGCCCAGGACAUCGAGGCCGGCCUGCAGGACCUGCUACUCUACUGCGCCUGUGUGUUCGAGGGAGUGGGACAGCUCCACACGCGGCUCCUCAGCAUGAGGCUGGUGUUUGAGGAGGACUGGCUCUUGGCCCCGCCGCCUGACUCCGGGUGCCCCUCUGAGGUGCCCGCGGAGGAGGAGGACUUCGCUGAGCGGGGCAGCCUGGCCCACCUGCAGGGCCCCCUGGCCCUGCCGGGCUCCGACCACCAGGCCCUAGAGUGGGACCCCUCUGUGGACGUGGGCGGCUCCGUUUCGUUCGAUGAUGCCGACUCGUCGUACUUCAGUGCCAUAACAGGGUUGCACUACACAGAGGAGUCAACGUCUAAACAUGCCAAGAGAAGGAGUUACCUGAGCUCCAAUGGGUCCCGGUCAGAUAUGACCACAGAUGGGACACCAGAUAUGAGCACAGAUGGCAAUGCUGAAUGUGCAAGUCCCAUCACUUUUGCCCAGACCCUGGCCCCUGGUACCAAAGAGGAAGAUAAUCUCCACCUGAGCCCCCAAAAGACCUCCACGUCAGGCAAACACCUACCUGAUCAUGUGACCUUUGACCCAGAGCGCAUUAGUACCUGGCUCGGCCACAUCCCAGUCAUUCAUGAGCGAAAGCCCUGUUCCAGAGCACAGACUGAGGAUAACCAAGAGUUGGUCACUAGCUCCAUCACUGGUUCUGUACCCACCCUGCGAAGGCCCUGGCCUAGCCCCAGCAUUGAGGAGUGCCGUACGCCUUGCCCCCCCCUUUUAGGGGACUGUGAGCCCCUCCCUGCUGGGUUAAGCUGCAGACGACAUGCAAACCCUCAGCCUCCUGAGAAGAAGCCAGACCAGCAGGGGGCCUCGUUGCAGGCCGUGGUUGAUAUUGAACAGCGGCACGACGAGGCCCCGGUGUGGAGGAAAGGCUCUGGUCCCCGGCUGCAGGGGCCCCUGAGGGCCUCCGUCCUGCUGUACGUCCUGAUGGCCCUGCUGCUCGCGCUCUUCCUCUGGCUCCUGCCUGGUGCCCACGGCCCCAGCUGUCACUACGGCAACACCCUGAACCGCUCCUUCCACCUCAUGCUGCGCUACGUUAACGGGCCCCCCCCCACAUGAGGGCGGAGAAGCCCACCGCCCCCCCAGUCCAACACUAACACGGAUCACAGACUGCCACGACACUGGUUCGCUCACUGGACACUAACCAGUAUGUUUGCAGGCUGGAAUCCCUGGUGCUGAACCGCUUGGCCAAGUAUUUAAACUGAAUUACCUCAGCAAAAUGUUUGGCAUGAUGACAUAAAUGAGUGAUAAACCGCAUAAGUCACCCUGGAUAAGACGGUUUGUUAAGCCAAUGCAUAAUGAAAUCUCAUAUCAGCAAUGAUUUGAUUGAACAGCUGGUGCAAAAUUACCCAUCAUCCCCUUGGCUGUAACGAGCACGGUUUACUGGUCUACACAGAGGAUUCUAAACAGCCAGUAUGAGUAGUUCUUAAGUUUAGAAAUCCAUUAUAAAAAUGGUUUAUAGUAUUAAUGUCUCUGUAUAAUAAAUUGAAACAGCUGUCGUAAUAAGCAUUAGGUUUAUGAGGGAUUAUCUGAUGAUUAUUAUCAUCCAGAAAAAAAGGCUAUUGUUUAUCAUGUCAUUCUCAACCAUUUAAUUGCCUGACCAUUAACAAAAGACAGCCUGGUAUAAAGGUAUUUAUUCUACAUUUAAAACAAUCCCACAUCAGCACCAGUUUCUCAAAGCCAUUCCCUGCACCUGAUAUUUCAGAGUGUCUGAACCUAGAUAAUGUGGUAAAUGUUGGGACAUUGUUGUGACAGACCCGUGGCUGAAGGGCUUGCAUUGUCACUUCCCUGCUUUGCAGAUGAUGCUGGAGUAACACUCAUACUGUGUGAUAGAAAAGUGUGUGCGUGUGUGUGUGCGAGUGCGUGUGUUGGGGGAGGGUUUGAAAUGAGCAUUUGAUGCACAGUCAAUGAACUGGCCCAUCUGGUGCGGCACCAAGUGUCCCAGCUGGAAAAAAUGAUUUAUUGCCGUUUUUUUCAUCAUCAGCGAACACCUCACAUUCAUGGGCAGUCUGUCAAGAGGCAGCAUGACUCCUGAGUAAUAAUUGUGUUGUGUUGUGUCAUUGUGCGUUAUUGUUAACUGAACGGAAACACACAUCAUCAUACACAUGAGUAAUGUGGAGAAGGUGGUGCUUGGUAGUUGGUGAAAUAAACGGCAUUAGGCAACUAUUCUUGAUUACACGGGCUUAGUGAAUAGUUGGAAUAAGCUAGUUUACUGUUGGGUGUCUUGAUAUAUAGCUUUAAAAACUCUUGCCUUUGCAACCGAUUCUACAUGAACAGAUGAAGCACUCAAAGCAGGGCUCCUCAGUCUUUCUCAGAAAGGGCUGGUCUGGGUGCAGCCUUUCAUUCCAACCAAACAGUUCCACACCUGAUUUUAUCUUUCUGGGUCAGACUGAGGAGCCCUGACUUAACGGAUGCUGUUCACUUGUUUGACCCUUUGUUAAGAUGUAGCAGAGAACUGAACUCCAGAUAUCUUGGCAUGCUGGAUAUGAUGCCAUUUUUCUAUCAUAUUGUUUUCUUGCAUUGUUAGAACAAUUAUAUUUCUAUUAUUGACUUCUGAGAUGAACUACAUAUGUGUCAUGAAAUAAAAAAUAAGUGAAUGAAGAAAA